GUGUUAUUGUAGAAAACAUGUCGACGUCUUAUGUAAAAUGGAAAUAGACAAAUUUAGUGGUAAUUUAUUGAAACAGAAGAGAGGUUUUGGACGAAUUGAACCUGGAUUAAGUUCAGCACCUUACUUGUGCUUUCUGGUUGUUUCGAAAAUUCUCUAUGUCUAUGGAUUCUUCUUAUCGUAUGAUUUAUUAAAGAGCGUCCAUAUUGUUAUAUACUUGUUGAUUAUACGUGCAAGUUCUUCUUUGGUUUUCGUUCUCCUGCAAAAGCCUUUGUCGUCUGGGAAACCGUUAACAGCAUUGCAGUGGUACCAAAUAGCAAAACAUGCUUUGUUGUCAACAUUUCUAUCAUUGUUGCUGUAUGAUGGAUUGACUCUUUGUGGCCCAUUAAGGACUUUGUUACUUUCGGAACAUAGCGAUGUCGUGGUCUUUGGCGUGUUGACAGUGCUCUUCAAGACUGGCAAUGCUGGUCCAACAAAGAUUCGUGGAGCGUUAUUUUUCUUGUUUGCAAUGAUUGCUCUUUUGCUGUUUGACAACGAUGAAGUCACUCGUGAAAACGAGCAUCCGGACGGAGCAGAACGUAGCCAUCUCGUUCAUUAUUUUUAUCAGUGGAAAGUACUUACUCUUCCAGGCCUUCCACGUUUAUCUGAUCAUAAGGGUGGCAUUUUGUUGCUAUCUGCUGUUCUACUUCUUAAUGUCGGCAACAAGAAUUAUGGUAGAAGAAUUGCUGUUGAAAUUGGAGGCUCAAAGAGAUUCAAUUCUCACGAAUGUUUUGUCCGUUUUUUUCUAUUGGUUCUGGCCAUUAUAUUUUCCAUCUUUUUCUGGGAAAGCGGUAUUUCCUGGACCGAUAAACUGUUAUCGUUUGUCUUGAUCUCCUUCACCAUUGCGUUUGAUUUUUACGUCGAGGCGAUUUGUGCUGCAAAACUGGACGCUCAUAAGACAUCGAAAUGGGGAUCGGUUGUCACAUUUAUUUCUGCGUUCACCUUUGGAAUUCUUUGGAACGAUCAUCACAUUAGAAUCUUCAUGUUUCCCUUUGGUCAAGAUGCUUUCGAUGAGCACGGCAUAUCGGGAAGUGUUGUUCUUGCCGUUGUAUUUUUUUCCUUGGCUACUCAUCUUCUAUCUCGACAUUCCCCGACUCAACAAGGUGUAAACAAAGGCAUCUUGAUUGGCUUCACAACUUCUGGCGAUCCAAUGUAUAGCUUCACUUCUCCGCCGUCUUUAUUGGCAAGGCUUAAAGAAAUUCUUAAGCAAAUUUUGGCAAAGAACGAAUCACGACAAAUAUUUUACUUCUUUUGCCUAAACUUGACGUUUACGUUUAUUGAGCUCUACGGAGCUUGGAAUAACAGUCUUGGUUUAAUCUCCGACGGCUUUCACAUGCUCUUCGAUAGUUCAGCCCUCAUUUUAGGCAUCGCUGCAUCUUUAUUAAGUCGCUCGAAGCCAACGAAGCUCUUUUCUUUUGGAUAUGGUCGGAUUGAGUAUUUGUCUGGCUUUGUCAACAGUUUAUUUUUAACUGUCAUCUCAUUGUUUAUCUUCGUGGAAGCACUUGAGAGGUUAUUUGAUCCACCUGAAGUCAGUACUGACAGAUUAUUGAUUGUUUCUAUUGGUGGACUGGUUGUUAAUCUUGCUGGUAUUUUUGCAUUUAGUCAUGCACAUGGCCACUCACAUGGUCACUCACAUAGCCAGUCACAUGAUCACUCACAUCAGCAGUCACAUGGUCACUCACAUGGUCACACACCUGGCCAGUCACAUGGCCAGUCUCAUAGUCACUCUCCUGGUCACUCUCCUGGUCACUCACAUGGUCACUCACAUGCUGAUCAUCAUGGACACAGUCAUAGUGGUCAUGGUCACCAUGGUCAUCAUAAAGAAGGACAUAGACAGGGUAAUAAGGAACAUAGCCACAAAUGCACAGGGGGUCAUAAAACUAGUGCAAAUAUGCAAGGUGUGUUCCUUCAUGUCAUGGCUGACACAUUGGGCAGUGUGGGAGUCAUAUUAUCUAGUCUAUUGAUAGAAGCAUUUGGUUUCCAACGAGCAGAUCCUAUAUGUUCGUUGUUUCUUGCUGUGUUGAUAUUUGCUAGUGUUUUGCCUCUCUUAAAAGAAUCUGCAUUUGUUCUUGCUUUAAAAGCACCCAAUGAUUUACACGAUCAACUGAAUGAUGCCUUGCAUAAGGUUUUAUCAAUUAAAGGUGUUAUCAGUUUUCGAAAUCAACAUUUUUGGACACAUUCUGAUGAUCUGAAAGCUGGUAGCAUUCACGUUCAUGUUUCUCCUACUGCCAUUGAAGCAAACAUAAUUUCUCAGGUGAAUGCAAUAUUUAAAGAUGUGGGCGUGAAUAAAUUAACUGUUCAAGUGGAGAAAGAGGUAUUUUUUGAACACAUGUCCGUGCUAUCUGCUGGAUAUAAAUCUGUUUUACAGCUGAAAAAAAAUUUAGAGAUGAACUCUGUUAGGCUAGAGAGAGAACAAAAUUUUAUCAACUCAAUUUAAUGAACACAAAGUAUCAAAAAAUUAUUUGAAUUUUAAAAGGAUCAGAUUUAGUUGUUUUCUCUUGCAUAUUACACAAAUGCAUAUUAAUAAUAUUUUAUGGAGGUGA
Molecule: messenger RNA, 2579 nt
Organism: Xenia sp. Carnegie-2017
Lineage: Eukaryota; Metazoa; Cnidaria; Anthozoa; Malacalcyonacea; Xeniidae
Product: zinc transporter 5-like
Biological process (GO): transmembrane transport; zinc ion transport; intracellular zinc ion homeostasis
Cellular component (GO): membrane; Golgi apparatus
Molecular function (GO): zinc ion transmembrane transporter activity
Source: RefSeq, a predicted model, not a curated record